This is a messenger RNA of Mercurialis annua (annual mercury), 864 nucleotides long. RefSeq names its product glycine-rich cell wall structural protein 1.0-like. The record is from RefSeq and is a predicted model, not a curated record. Gene Ontology annotation, biological process: extracellular matrix organization. Bases 79 to 690 code for a protein of 203 amino acids. The transcript is spliced from 2 exons. Gene Ontology annotation, cellular component: extracellular matrix. Lineage: Eukaryota; Viridiplantae; Streptophyta; Magnoliopsida; Malpighiales; Euphorbiaceae.
CAAAGUAUCUAUAAAUAGAGGAACCCUAAGCUCUGCUUCAUCAUCAAUCACUUAACUCGGAUACUUUUAAGGAGAAAAAUGGCGAUCUCAAAGACAUUUCUUCUUCUUGGCUUUGCAUUAGCUAUUGUAGUUCUUAUCUCAGCUCGUCACCUUGCUGCUGACACUGUUAAAAGUAAGGAGAAUGCAAAUGUUGAUGGGCAUGGUGGAAAUGGCAAUUAUGGAUAUGGAAAAGGCGGGCAAGGAUCAGGGAAAGGCGAAUAUGGCGGAGGACAUGGAUCAGGUAAAGGCGAAUAUGGCGGAGGGCAUGGAUCGGGAAAAGGCGAAUAUGGCGGAGGGCAUGGAUCGGGAAAAGGCGAAUAUGGCGGAGGGCAUGGAUCGGGAAAAGGCGAAUAUGGCGGAGGGCAUGGAUCGGGCAAAGGCGAAUAUGGCGGAGGGCAUGGAUCGGGCAAAGGCGAAUAUGGCGGAGGGCAUGGAUCAGGAAAAGGCGAAUAUGGUGGCGGGCAUGGAUCAGGAAAAGGCGAAUAUGGCGGAGGUGGAUAUGGCAAAGGCUAUGGAUCAGAGAAAGGCGGAGGGCAUGGUUCAGGAAAAGGCGAAUAUGGAAAAGGAGGUGGAUAUGGGAGUGGGAACAACGGUGGACAUGGUAGCGGAAAGGGAGGUUACCACGGUGGGGCAGAUGAAGCUGAAAACUAGACAUAUAUAUAUAAACCCUCUAUAUGCAUGAACUGAUGCUUGAAGCAAAAAUAAAUUAAAAAUGUGAUCAAUAAGAGUUCUUUUAACUCAUGAUCAGCCAUUGAUGGUUUGACUGAAUAAGCUCAUCUUUGUACUCUAUCAUCAAUAAUCAAUUUAAUAAAGUUGCUCAUGAAA